Prosopis cineraria is the source of this 1210-nucleotide messenger RNA. RefSeq names its product single-stranded DNA-binding protein WHY1, chloroplastic-like. Gene Ontology annotation, molecular function: single-stranded DNA binding. The record is from RefSeq and is a predicted model, not a curated record. Gene Ontology annotation, biological process: defense response; regulation of DNA-templated transcription. The coding region runs from base 142 to 966 and encodes 274 amino acids. Lineage: Eukaryota; Viridiplantae; Streptophyta; Magnoliopsida; Fabales; Fabaceae. The transcript has 7 exons.
UAAAAGCAAACGGGAAAAAGAUCCUCGUCGUUUGCUUGCGUAGUUUACUGCUAUUUGAGACGAAAUCAAAGAGAACCUUAGCCGGGAAAGCCAAGCCGAACUGCUGGAGGGAGAAGAAAGGACUGGCGACGGUAAUCCAAAAUGUCGCAGCUUCACUAUCUAUCUUCUUCUUCCUCACUCACUAUACAGUGCUCAAUUCAACUCUGCCCUCCCCACAGUUUCUAUCCAAAGGCCCUUUCUUUUAGCCGUUCUUCCACGUCCAGUGGCUCCAACUUCUCCCUCACCCUCCCAUCCUCCCGCAGAAACCCAUUGUCUAUCAAAUGCCGCCAAUCCGAGUUCUUCGAACAACAAAGCUUAGUCAGACCCAUAAGAAAUGGAAACGGAAGCGAUGCAGUUGGAGCUCUGCCGCCUAGGGUUUAUGUGGGUCACUCGAUUUACAAAGGGAAGGCUGCGCUUACGGUGACUCCCAGGCCUCCAGAGUUUUCUUCAUUGGACUCAGGGGCAUUUAAAGUAUCUCGGGAAGGUUAUGUGCUGCUUCAGUUUGCUCCUGCAAUUGGCAUGCGCCAAUAUGACUGGAAUAGAAAGCAGGUAUUCUCUCUAUCAGUGGGUGAAAUGGGAAAUCUAAUUAGCCUUGGUGCAAGGGAUUCUUUUGAAUUUUUUCAUGAUCCUUUUAAGGGGAAGAGCGAUGAAGGUAAAAUUAGAAAAGUUUUGAAGGUGGAGCCACUUCCAGAUGGUUCUGGUCACUUUUUCAACUUAAGUGUUCAAAACAAGAUUGAGAACGUGGAUGAAAGCAUCUAUAUCCCUGUUUCCAAAGCAGAGCUAUCAGUUCUCAACUCAAUUUUCACUUUUAUCUUGCCGUACCUUCUGGGUUGGCAUGCGUUUGCAAAUUCUAUAAAACCAGAGGAUCAAAGCCGAUUGAAUAAUGCCAAUCCAAGAUAUGGGGGAGACUAUGAAUGGAACAGAUAGUUAAUACACUGCUGAACGGUGUGUAGGGACUUCUCAACUUGUUUUGUAUUAUGUUUAUCCUGUUAGGUAAGAAGUUUUGAGAUAGUAGGGUGUGUUUAUCUAUCAAUUGUUUUGUUUUGUUUUUUUUUUAAAUGAGGAAUACGUUGCAGUUUGCACUUGUAGCAUUUACUCUUCAUCCACGCUGAGAUGUUAAAAGCAAAAGGCUCGUUAUCUAGUCAUUAAAACUUAAAGGUUGACAAGGCUA